GCAGAAGCAACUACAGCAAAAAAUCAAAAUUCCAAAAUGUUGUCAUGGCUUCAACAAGAGCGCUUGACAUUCGGUGGAUACGCAGAUAUAGAUGUUUUUGUGUAGCUGGUUGUGUUAUUUUAAUAAUUCAAGUCUUCCUUGCCUACGUAUUCCUGAACAUCAACUCGGAAAAUGAGAAGAAUUCACAGGAACUUCUCUCAGGAAGGGGCCAACUUAAUUUCGAGGUAGUUGAUGAUAGAGUCAGUGUGGAAUCGUCACGUCGUUUUCGCGACAGAGAUAAUUAUGUUUUGCUUGACGAUGAGGAGGGGGGUGAGGAGAGCAACGCUGUUUUCCACCGUAUCAAGAUGCCACCUGAUAAAGCAUCACUUGGAGAAAAGCAUCCCACCAAGGCCAAACCGGUGAACCGGAGCCUGACAGUGGUGCCAACUUUGCGGCUGGAGGAGCUGGACUUUGUGCCUUGGUGCGAGGUGCGAGGCAAGGAACCGGUUUCGGCCAUCCACCGCGCCAAGACGCAACACUGCAAGCAGCUGCUCGUCAACGUCACGUGUCGCAGCCAGGCUGACAUGCUCUAUCCCAGUCGGCUGCCUCACUCCUGUCCCAGUCAAGGACUCGAGCAAGGAAAGUCGUUAGGCUGCUUCCAGGAUGAGAAGAGACUGAGACUGCUGUCCGGCUAUUAUGCAAAUCUGAGUCGCAGCAAUUCGCCCCAGCAAUGCAUUGACCUCUGCCUCCAAUCGGGCUUCCCCUAUGCCGGUGUCCAAUUCGUUAGCGAGUGUUUCUGCGGCGUGGAUGAGCCUCCGUCGACGGCCCGUCUGCCCGACUCCUCAUGCAACAUGAAGUGUCCGGCAGACCCCAAGGAGGCAUGCGGUGGCUACUACACCAUCAACGUCUACCAGACCGGCAUUGCUAAACUGGUGCCUCAACCGCCGGCCGACGCACGUCCAUUGAGCGAUGUGCAGAAGGGAGUGCGCAUCGUCUACUUGUUGACCUUGAACGGACGAGCCGUUCGCCAGGUGCGUCGCCUUAUAAGGGCGCUCUACCAUCCCCACCACUACUUCUACAUACAUGUCGAUGCCCGGCAAGACUACAUGUUUCGAGAGCUGCUGGAACUGGAACAGCUAAGCAAUGUGAAGCUGGCCAGGGAGAGACAUGCGACCAUAUGGGGAGGGGCAUCACUGCUCACCAUGCUGCUCGAGUCAAUGCGCAUGCUUGUCAGUGACUCCUAUGCGCAUUGGCAUUGGGACUUCCUCAUCAAUCUCAGCGAGUCUGACUUUCCGAUCAAAAGCAACAAGCAACUGGUGGAGUUUUUGUCGGCCAAUAGAGAGCGCAACUUUGUGAAGUCGCAUGGCAGAGAGGUGCAGAGGUUUGUGCAAAAGCAGGGCCUGGACAAGACGUUUGUCGAGUGCGAAGCGCAUAUGUGGCGGUGUGGACAGCGAAGGUUGCCGUGGGGCGUGGCUCUGGAUGGUGGCAGUGACUGGGUGGCUCUAUCGCGGCCAUUUGUCCUCUUUCUAGCCGACUGGCCCAGGGAUCCACUGUUGGCCGGCCUUGUCCAGGUCUUUAAGUACACACUGCUGCCGGCAGAGUCGUUCUUCCACACGGCACUACGCAAUAGUGCACUGUGUGCCAGCUACACGGACAAUAACUUGCACGUGACCAACUGGAAGCGUCGGCUGGGCUGCAAGUGCCAGUACAAGCACGUGGUUGACUGGUGUGGCUGCAGCCCAAACAACUUCAAGAUGGACGACUGGCCGCGCAUACAGGCAACGGAAGGUAGGCCGCUGUUUUUUGCACGCAAAUUCGAGCCAAUCAUCAGUCAGGCAGCUAUUUUGCAGUUGGAAGAAUGGCUCUACGGUCCCUAUCCUCGCAAUGUGUCAAACGUGGCCAGCUACUGGCAGAGUGUGUGGCACAGCGCCGACAUCAGUCCACCGUUCGACGACACAGUUGGCACAUUGGCACACAGCCUGGCCCGGCUGGCCACUCGCACCAUGGCACAGUUGGAUGGCACAUGUGCCUAUUCGCCCACCCGGCUGCUAGAGGUCACCAACUAUAUGGAUAAUGACUACUACAAGGGUUCUCUGAUACGCUACGAGGUUGAGUGGGGUGGCGGCAAGGGGGGUAGUAAGGGGGGUAAAGGGGACAAUGUGACCCUGCAAUUGGAGACCUGGUUGCGACCUGACGAGCACUUUGCCCUACUCUCCAAAGUGGGCCCUGCCUUCAGGAUUAAGUUGAUGCUGGUAAGCAGUGAUCUGGACCAGAAGGAACAGACUCACCGCAAUCUGCUGCGUGCGCUGUCAGUGUUCAGUGAGGUAAGCCUGGCCCUGCAUGUGGGAGGGGGCGGAUCCUCGUUCAAUGCCACCCUGCAGUGGACGGACCCCGCGGGUGUCCUCGCCGACCAGUCCACUGUCUAUGUCGAGGAUGAUGCGCCGUCGUUGCAAUUUGUGAAGCCGGUACUGAAGCUGCCGUUAUUGCCUGGCGUGUGGGUGGUACGCCUGGUGUGGAAUGCCACACUCAUCGCCCACACCGACUUCCUCAUAACUCCGCUCCAGUUCUCAAACGCAGCACCCCUCACACAGCAUCAGACAUCGUGAGUAUUUGGUGUAUUA
Molecule: messenger RNA, 2600 nt
Organism: Nilaparvata lugens (brown planthopper)
Lineage: Eukaryota; Metazoa; Arthropoda; Insecta; Hemiptera; Delphacidae
Product: xylosyltransferase oxt
Exons: 15
Coding region: 45-2585 (846 amino acids)
Biological process (GO): chondroitin sulfate proteoglycan biosynthetic process; heparan sulfate proteoglycan biosynthetic process
Cellular component (GO): membrane
Molecular function (GO): protein xylosyltransferase activity
Source: RefSeq, a predicted model, not a curated record